Molecule: messenger RNA, 1218 nt
Organism: Sphenostylis stenocarpa
Lineage: Eukaryota; Viridiplantae; Streptophyta; Magnoliopsida; Fabales; Fabaceae
Source: the annotation of a GenBank genome assembly
AUGAAGAACGGGAUGAUAGAAUGCAGUGUUUGCCAUUCCAAAUUGGUCUCCCCCUCCGCCAAAACUAUAUCAAGGGCUUAUGAUCGCCACAAAAGUAGGAUAACAUCCAAGCAACGUGCACUCAAUGUGUUUUUGGUUGUUGGUGACUGUGUUUUAGUUGGCUUCCAGCCUAUCCUUGUCUAUAUGUCCAAGGUGGAUGGGAAAUUCAAUUUUAGCCCAAUCAGUGUUAAUUUUUUGACUGAGAUUACAAAGGUUUUCUUUGCUAUUGUUAUGCUUAUUCUCCAGGCUAGGCAUCAAAAAGUUGGGGAGAAGCCUCUUCUCUCAAUUUCUACAUUUGUGCAGGCAGCUCGUAGCAAUGCCCUUCUGGCAGUUCCUGCACUUCUGUAUGCUAUAAACAACUAUCUGAAGUUUAUCAUGCAGCUUUAUUUUAACCCUGCUACUGUGAAGAUGUUAAGUAAUUUGAAGGUUUUAGUAAUAGCACUUUUACUAAAGGUGAUUAUGAAGCGCCAGUUUUCCAUCAUUCAGUGGGAAGCUCUUGCUUUAUUGUUAAUUGGUAUAAGCGUUAAUCAGCUUAGAUCUUUACCUGAAGGAACUACAGCUCUGGGUCUUCCUGUCACAAUGGGUGCAUAUCUCUAUACAUUGAUCUUUGUCACUGUUCCAUCAUUGGCUUCUGUUUAUAAUGAAUACGCUUUGAAGAGCCAAUACGAUACAAGCAUUUAUCUGCAGAACUUAUUCUUAUAUGGAUAUGGAGCUAUAUUCAAUUUUCUUGGGAUACUUGGGACUGCUAUUUUUAAAGGGCCUAGCAGCUUUGAUAUCCUACAAGGUCAUUCAAAAGCCACAAUGCUAUUGAUAGCAAACAAUGCGGCUCAAGGGAUUUUAUCCUCUUUCUUCUUCAAAUAUGCUGAUACAAUUUUGAAGAAGUACUCAUCAACAGUAGCAACAAUCUUUACUGGUAUAGCGUCGGCUGUACUAUUUGGACAUACUUUAACAAUGAACUUCGUUAUCGGCAUUUCUAUUGUAUUCAUCUCAAUGCACCAGUUCUUUUCACCACUUUCAAAAGUCAAAGAUGAACAGAAUGGUAUGCUGGAACUGCAUGAUGUUGAUGUUCAUGACAGACAAAGGUCAAAGGAAUCCUUUAUAAAUAUGGCAGCUGGGGCAAAUGAGGAGGCCACUCAUCGUGUGGGACAUGAUGAGAGACAACCACUUCUUCCCUCCUAG